Lotus japonicus is the source of this 1213-nucleotide messenger RNA. RefSeq names its product vesicle-associated protein 1-2-like. The coding region runs from base 154 to 873 and encodes 239 amino acids. Gene Ontology annotation, cellular component: endoplasmic reticulum membrane; plasma membrane. Gene Ontology annotation, biological process: endoplasmic reticulum membrane organization. NCBI's taxonomy places the organism in Eukaryota, Viridiplantae, Streptophyta, Magnoliopsida, Fabales, Fabaceae. The record is from RefSeq and is a predicted model, not a curated record. The transcript has 8 exons.
CACCACACAACAUAGUAAAAUAGGAAAGAAGAGAAAAGGAAAUUGAAUGAGAGUCCUCCCUUCUCACCUCCCUCUCUGUCAUGUCAUAAUCGCAUCGCAUCUGCAUUUCAAUUCAUUCCCAUUCUUCUCCUUCUCCUUCUCCAUCGAUCCGAAAUGAGCACCGGCGACCUCCUCCACAUUGAUCCUCUUGAACUCAAGUUCAUCUUUGAAUUGAAGAAGCAGAUCUCAUGUUCUCUUCAAUUAUCAAAUCAGACCGAUGAAUAUGUAGCUUUCAAGGUGAAAACGACAAAUCCCAAGAAGUAUUGUGUCCGUCCAAACACUGGGGUCGUUUUGCCACGUUCUACAUGUGAUGUUACAGUCACCAUGCAAGCGCAGAAGGAAGCUCCACCUGAUAUGCAAUGCAAGGAUAAGUUUCUUCUUCAAAGCGUCAAAGUAGAGGAUGGAGUCACCGCAAAGGAUAUCACUGCAGAAAUGUUCAACAAGGAAGCAGGGCACAUUGUUGAAGAAUGCAAAUUAAGAGUGGUGUAUGUUGCUCCACCUCAACCUCCGUCUCCGGUUGCGGAAGGUUCCGAGGAAGGCUCAUCGCCUAGAGGUUCUGUUUCUGAGAACGGAAAUGUCAAUGGUUCUGACUCUGCAACUGGAACAAGAGGAUUUACUGAACGGGCUUCAGACAAAUCUGCAGAGGCAAAAGCUCUUAUAGCAAGGUUGACUGAAGAAAAGAAUAAUGCAAUUCAACAAAAUAACAAGCUUUCUCAGGAACUGGACAUGCUGAGACGUGAAAGCAACAAAAGUCGUGGGGGUAUCUCGAUGCUUAUUGUCAUAUUAAUUGGUUUGCUCGGCAUAAUUAUGGGGUAUAUCAUGAAGAAGGCCUAAGUGUUUUUGAGAUUCCAUCUUUUACCAUACUUUUUAGUUUCCCUAUUGUUCCUGACUAUUCAUGAAAUGAUGACGAAGGAAAAAUAGGUUAAUUCAGCAGGUCUUUUCUUUUCUCUGUGGGAGGGUUGUUAUAAUUUUGGAUGUAGAAACAUUAGUUGAUAGUGUGGGUCUAUGCUUUUGCUUGUAGAGCAGAUUAUUGUGAACUGACUCAUGCUUUCGGUAACAUGCAUUCUUUUUGUAACUUAUGGAAGAUUGUUUUGUGUGGUUCAUCAAGUGACUAUCUGGAAAUGUCAACAAAGACCAGUAGUAACAGGAACAGUAUCAUUUAUUUCCCUGAUCA